AUGGAGACAGAAUCCCACCAACUCAAUGUAAUAUUUCUACCAUAUCUAUCUCCUGGCCAUUUGAACCCCAUGGUGGAUACAGCAAGGCUUUUUGCUAGAUAUGGUGCUAGUGUUACCAUCAUCACCACCCAUGCUAAUGCUUUGACAUUCCAAAACGCCAUAGACAGUGACUUCAAUUGUGGAUACCACAUCAGAACUCAAGUGGUACCAUUCCCAACUGCCCAACUAGGUCUCCCUGAUGGGGCUGAAAACCUCAAAGAUGGCACUUCCCUAGAUAUAAUUGGUAAAAUCUUUUAUGGAGUGUCGAUGCUCCAAGGUCCAUUUGAGCUUCUGUUUCAGGAUCUGCAACCAGAUUGUCUUGUAACUGAUCUGCUGUAUCCUUGGACAGUUGAAUCAGCUGCAAAACUAGGCAUUCCAAGGCUUUACUUUUACAGUGCAAGCCACUUCGCAAGCUGUGCCACUUAUUUUAUCAGAAAGCAUAAGCCUCAUGAGAGGGUAGCUUCUGCCACCCAGAAGUUCUCAAUUCCUGGCCUUCCACAUAAUAUUGAGAUGACCAACUUGCAGCUAGAACAAUGGAUAAAGACUAAGGAUGAAUUUUCAGACUUAAUGAAUGAAGCCAAUGAAUCAGAGAUGAGAAGCUAUGGAACGCUGUGCAACAGUUUUCAUGAACUUGAAGGUGAUUAUGAGCAUCUUUAUAAAAGUACUAAGGGGAUCAAGUGCUGGAGUAUAGGACCAGUUUCGGCAUGGGCUAACAAGGGGAAUGAGGAAAAGGUCACUAGGGGACACAAGGAGGACUUUGCACAAGAUUCAGAGUGGCUAAAUUGGCUUAACUCUAAGCAAAACGAGUCUGUACUUUAUGUGAGUUUUGGGAGCUUGACGAGGCUCCCACAUGCUCAAAUCGUUGAAAUUGCUCACGGGCUCGAAAUUUCUGGCUGUAGUUUCAUCUGGGUUGCACGAGAAAAAGAUGAAAUUGACAAUGGACAAAUUUUCCUUCAAGAGUUUGAGGAGAAGAUGAAAAGAAGCAAGAAGGGUUUUAUCAUAUGGAACUGGGCACCACAGCUGCUGAUAUUGGACCACCCUGCCAUAGGAGGCAUGGUGACUCACUGUGGUUGGAAUUCGAUUCUUGAAAGUGUGAGUGCUGGAGUGCCAAUGAUGACAUGGCCAAUGUUUGCAGAGCAAUUUUACAAUGAGAAGCUGUUAGUUGAUGUGUUGAAGAUUGGAGUUCCGGUAGGAGCUAAGGAAAACAAGUUCUGGACAAGGCUGGGAGAGGAUGCAAUGGUGGGAAGGGAAGAGAUUGCAAAGGCUGUGGUACAGUUGAUGGGAAAAGAAGAGAGCACAGAAAUCAGAAGGAGAGCAAGAGAACUUGCAGGUGCUUCCAAGAAAACUACAGAGGAGGGAGGAUCGUCUUUCAACAGCCUCAUGCAAUUGUUAGAUGAGCUAAAAUCAUUGAAGAAAAAAAAAAUAAAAAUUUAGUCUUGAUGCUUCCUCUUUUUUGCUUAACAAAUCAUCCUAAGGUAUCAAAGGAUUUUGAAGGUGGAAUAGCAAUAUUGAAGAACUCCAGCUUCGAAGUUUGCUGGUCUUUAUUCUUGAUAAGUCAUUUUUGAAAAUGAUGAUGGAAAAGGAAAUUAUUAAAUUAAACUAUUGCUAAAAUUUAUGUAUUCAAGUUUUUUGUUACGAGACACGAUUUUGUUUUGUCGA
This is a messenger RNA of Vigna angularis (adzuki bean), 1698 nucleotides long. RefSeq names its product soyasapogenol B glucuronide galactosyltransferase. The transcript has a single exon. The record is from RefSeq and is a predicted model, not a curated record. The coding region runs from base 1 to 1473 and encodes 490 amino acids. Gene Ontology annotation, molecular function: UDP-glycosyltransferase activity. NCBI's taxonomy places the organism in Eukaryota, Viridiplantae, Streptophyta, Magnoliopsida, Fabales, Fabaceae.